Messenger RNA from Oncorhynchus mykiss (rainbow trout), 2881 nucleotides. RefSeq names its product CHM Rab escort protein (gene chm). Gene Ontology annotation, molecular function: GDP-dissociation inhibitor activity. NCBI's taxonomy places the organism in Eukaryota, Metazoa, Chordata, Actinopteri, Salmoniformes, Salmonidae. The record is from RefSeq and is a predicted model, not a curated record. Gene Ontology annotation, biological process: intracellular protein transport; small GTPase-mediated signal transduction; protein geranylgeranylation. Gene Ontology annotation, cellular component: nucleus; Rab-protein geranylgeranyltransferase complex; cytoplasm.
UGUGUGUACACACGCGCACGUACAUGUGACGUCACAGCUAUUCUGUCACAUGAUACAGUGCUCACCAUGGCGGCUGACAACCUACCAUCCGAAUUUGAUGUUAUCAUACUCGGGACAGGCCUGUCUGAGUCUGUUAUUGCAGCGGCAUGCUCCCGUGUUGGACAGAGGGUCUUGCACGUUGACAGGAGAAACUACUAUGCUGGAAACUGGGCCAGUUUCACAUUCAAUGGACUGCUGUCCUGGAUCGAGGAGUACAAACAGGCUGGCCAGAGUGAGGAGGCUAUACGGGAGGACUGGAAGGAGAAGCUGGAGGAGGGAGAGGAGGCCCUGGCGCUCAGCUCUAUGGACACAUCCAUCUCCAACCUGGAAGUAUUCUGCUACGCCAGUGAGGAACCUGAGGAGGAGGAGGUGAAUGAGGCUGCGGCUGCAGCCUGGUCCGUCCCUCAAACACCAGACUCAGAGGGGGAGGUAGAGAGGUGUCUGCUCGAGAGCAGUUCUGUGGAGGAGGAAGAGCCAGUGGUGGCCGGUGAUGAGGCGUCUCCAGCCUCUAGACCUGAUGCUGGGGCAGAGCAGACCCAACCGGAGGGGCAGGAGAGAGAGAUGCCCAGCCAGACAGAGGAGACUCAGGGGGAGGCGCAGCAGGCCAGCCCCUCUCCAGCUGAGAGGCAACCAGAGCCCAAGAAAAAGAUCACCUAUACCAAGAUUGUUAAGGAGGGACGGAGGUUCAACAUUGACCUUGUGUCUAAGCUUAUGUUCUCUCGUGGCUCACUGGUGGACCUCCUCAUCAAGUCCAACGUCAGCCGAUACGCAGAGUUUAAAAACGUUACCCGCAUCCUCACCUACCGUAACGGGAAGGUGGAACAGGUGCCCUGCUCCAGGGCUGAUGUUUUUGGCAGCAAGCAGCUGACAGUGGUGGAGAAAAGGAUGCUGAUGAAGUUCCUCACCUUUUGCCUGGACUUUGAGCAGCACCAAGAGGAAUACCAGGACUUCUCGGAGCAUUCCUUCUGGGACUUCCUGCAGACCAAGAAGCUGACGGAGAACCUGCAGCAUUUCAUCCUUCACUCCAUUGCCAUGGUGAUCCCGGAGGUGGGCACGGUGGAAGGCCUGAGAGCCACGCAGCACUUCCUGCGUUGUCUGGGGCGCUACGGCAACACGCCUUUCCUGUUCCCCCUCUACGGCCUGGGGGAGAUCCCUCAGUGCUUCUGCAGGAUGUGUGCUGUCUUUGGAGGGAUCUAUUGUCUUCGCCACUCAGUUCAGUGUCUGGUUCUGGACAAGGAGUCCGGCAAGUGCAAAGCUGUGAUUGACACUCAUGGUCAGAGAAUUAGCUGCAGUCACUUUGUGGUGGAGGAUGGCUACAUCGGGGCAGACCAGAGGAAGAACACGGAUUCCAGGCAGAUAUCCAGAGCGGUCCUCAUCACAGACCGGUCAAUUCUGCCAUCCGAUUCUGAACAGCAGAUCUCCCUGGUCACUGUGCCUCCCGUGGAGCCUGGUGGUCCCCUGGUCCGUAUCAUAGAGCUCUGCUCUUCCACCAUGACCUGCAUGCUAGACACCUAUCUGGUGCACCUGACAUGUUCCUCUGCCUCUGGCUCCGCCCAAGAAGACCUAGCUCCUGUGGUGUCCAGGCUCUUCCACACACCAGCUAGUCCUGGAGAGGAACCUGCAGAAGGAGAGGAGGAGAGCAGGGGACCGACGGUGCUGUGGGCCCUGUACUUCAACAUGAGGGACACUUCUGCUGUGGACAGGAGCAGUUAUGACCUGCCCAGUAACGUACAUGUGUGUGCCAGCCCUGAUACCGCCCUGGGCAGUGACCACUCCAUCAAACUGGCCGAGGCAGUGUUCCGCCAGCUUCUCCCUGACGAGGAGUUCUGCCCCCCGGCCCCCAACCCCGAGGACAUCAUCUACGAUGGGGAUGGGCCCCAGGGGGAGGGCCCGGGCUUUGAGGAGGCUGCACCAGCAGAGGGUGCUGGUGCCCAAGGAGGAGAGAGCACUGGGAGGCAGGAGGGAAAGGAAGCAGUGGGAGCAACGAAGGGGGCGGGAGACUCCGUAACACCGGAAACUGGGGCUGGGGAUGAGCCGAGCCCCACCAGCGAUGAAUAGCCCCACGCACCCCCCUCCGUGUACAAACAGACUGCUGCCUUCUGCCUCAGAGUCCUGGCAUGCACAGCAGUCAGUCAGCACUCCUCUGAAGGCAUAGCUGGACUCUGUGGUCUUGGUAACCACAUAGCGUUCUCAUCCCAGAAAGCCUUAGAGGGAUCAUCUUCACCAUCCUUGAUGUGGUCACCUGCAGAGACAUUUAUAUAUAUACAUAUAUACAGUAUUUACAUUGAUAUGCACAGUAUAUUAAUGGAGUCAUUUCUUUACUGGGCACUAUAUAGCAGCCUGCUCACUGUAUUUUUCCUCUCACCUGAGGUUGAUGUAAAGGUUCGUCUGAGUGUGUGGGGGGGGGGCUGUUCUUUCUAAAAGCCGUUGCAUUGUGAUGUGUGUUCUUAAUCAGGGUCUCUGGCGUAGAGCCCAAAGAAAUGGUUGCCUUUUUCCUUUUUGCACUCACGUUAAGAGUUUCGCUCAGCCAGAGAGGACGUGAUGCUGUUUUGUUUCCCGCCUCUUGUGUAUGUCUGGAAUGGGUUUUCUGGGCGUUUUUAAGGCCUUACAGGAAGUAUGAGACGCCUCAUCCUCAAUAAGAACCCCCCGAAACACUGGGCAGGGAUAGCCUCGCAACGCAACUUGCAUGUUUUCACACACACUGCUGCGCCAUCCAAUUGUACUCGAACCCCACGUCUCUUUUAAUGUGCUUAAGUAUUUCAACUCUGUUCUCUCAUGUGUAUUGUCGCUGUCACUAUCCUUUUUAAAAGGUUGACAACCAUUAAAGUGCUACCGAACAACG